AUGGGUCGUCCUAAAGACGAAGCAACGAAUUUGGCAAUGGAGGAAAUAUUUACUUACAUUGAAAAUAGCGAUGACUGUCAGUUCACUUUGAACGAAUUACAAAAGGAUAAUGAUGCAUGGUACUUGUUUUUCAGAAAAACUCAUCUACCCCCAUUUUGCAACGAGUGUAACCGCCAAUUCCCGAAGUACCACUCGCUGGAGGUUCACUAUAGGAAUUACCACCCGGAACUGAUCUACAAGAGUGUUCAGCCGGACCAGUCGUACUGCGUGGAGUGCAACAGACAAUUCCGGAGUCAAUACCUCUACAAGCGACACCUGAGCACCGCCAUAGCGCACGUGCAGAAGAAACCCAUCAAGGUUCCUUGCCCCGACUGCGGGAAGGUGUUCUCUCGAAAAGCAUAUAUGAAGAACCACUACAAACUGGUGCACGUUAGAUCCUCGUCACACUACUGCGAAAUAUGUAAUAAGCAAUUCGUGAGCGGGUUUUCAUUGCGAACUCACACGAAAUUUGUGCAUCAAAAGUCUGCGCGACCCAAGGAUAAGAUUUGCGAUGUUUGCGGCCGGGGUUUUCAUACAAACCGGACACUUAUAAACCACAAGCGAACACAUACGGGUGAAAGGCCAUACAAGUGUACGUACUGUCCCGCCGCGUUCGCGCAGUGCUAUGCCAGGAAAACACACGAGAGGACACAACACAAGAAUUUCACCGAUAAUUUCAUUCUACCCACAUAAAUAAAUGAUUUCAAACUGG
Molecule: messenger RNA, 751 nt
Organism: Leptidea sinapis
Lineage: Eukaryota; Metazoa; Arthropoda; Insecta; Lepidoptera; Pieridae
Product: zinc finger protein 782-like
Exons: 5
Coding region: 1-732 (243 amino acids)
Biological process (GO): regulation of transcription by RNA polymerase II
Molecular function (GO): RNA polymerase II cis-regulatory region sequence-specific DNA binding; DNA-binding transcription factor activity
Source: RefSeq, a predicted model, not a curated record